Messenger RNA from Phascolarctos cinereus (koala), 1255 nucleotides. RefSeq names its product peroxisomal biogenesis factor 16 (gene PEX16). Gene Ontology annotation, biological process: peroxisome organization. NCBI's taxonomy places the organism in Eukaryota, Metazoa, Chordata, Mammalia, Diprotodontia, Phascolarctidae. Gene Ontology annotation, cellular component: peroxisomal membrane. The record is from RefSeq and is a predicted model, not a curated record.
GGAUCAGGGCCGGAAUCAGGAAGUAGGCUGUAGGGCGCAGGACGCGGCGGCAGCUGCUCCCUGUUCCCAGUCCCGGUCUCACGCCAGUCCCGAGGCGCGAUGGAGAAGCUGCGGCUCCUGGGCCUGCGCUACCAGGAGUACGUGACCCGCCACCCGGCCGCCACGGCCCAGCUGGAGACGGCGGUGCGGGGCCUCAGUUACCUGCUGGCAGGUCGAUUCGCCGAUUCCCACGAGCUGUCAGAACUGGUGUACUCCGCCUCUAACCUGCUGGUGCUUCUGAAUGACGGCAUCCUGCGGAAGGAGCUCAGGCAGAGCCUGCCCGUGUCGCUGUCCCAGCAGAAGUUGCUGACGUGGCUGAGUGUGCUCGAGUGCGUGGAAGUGUUCAUGGAGAUGGGGGCUGCCAAGGUGUGGGGGGAGAUGGGCCGUUGGCUCAUCAUCGUCCUCAUCCAGUUGGCUAAGGCUGUGCUGCGUGUCCUGCUGCUGCUCUGGUACAAGGCUGGCCUCCAGACCUCACCCCCCAUCAUGCCACUUGAUCGGGAGAUGCAGCUUCACCCCCAAGGUGGUGAGCACAGUGUGGGCAGCCAGGACCGGCCAUACGUGGGAAAGCGGUCCAACCGGGUGGUGCGAUCCCUGCAGAGCACACCAUCCUUGCACUCAAGGCACUGGGGAGCCCCCCAGCAGCAGGAAGGGCGGAUGCAUCACCGAGGGGAGGAGCUGGAAGCUGGCCCCACCCCCCUGGGGCUACGGGAGACCAUUGCUGAGUCAGUGUACAUAGCCCGACCCUUGCUGCACUUGCUGAGUCUGGGCCUGUGGGGUCAGCGGUCGUGGAAGCCUUGGCUCCUGUCUGCCGUCUUGGACGUGACUAGCCUGAGUCUGCUGAGUGACAAGAAAGGGCUGACUCGGCGGGAGCGCCUGGAGCUCCGGCGACGGACCGUCCUGCUGCUCUACUACCUGCUGCGCUCCCCCUUCUACGACCGUUUCUCAGAGGACAGGAUCCUCUUCCUGCUGCGGCUGCUGGCUGAUUACAUUCCUGGUGUUGGCUUGGUUACCCGGCCACUGAUGGACUACUUGCCUGCUUGGCAGAAAAUUUAUUUCUACAAUUGGGGCUGACAGGCAAUCCAGGGCUGAGGAAGAAGGCUGCUGAGAGGGUGGGGGAUGUGGGAGGCAUGAUCUGCUGCGGGAUCAGGCAGCCCAUCCCUUCAGCCCCUCAGCUCCUCUGUCCUCUAAUAAAACUGGCCCCUAGUGAUGCUCCUAA